Messenger RNA from Pygocentrus nattereri (red-bellied piranha), 1719 nucleotides. It is a transcript of the gene cd247, whose product is annotated as CD247 molecule. The transcript is spliced from 8 exons. The record is from RefSeq and is a predicted model, not a curated record. NCBI's taxonomy places the organism in Eukaryota, Metazoa, Chordata, Actinopteri, Characiformes, Serrasalmidae. Bases 221 to 673 code for a protein of 150 amino acids. Gene Ontology annotation, molecular function: transmembrane signaling receptor activity. Gene Ontology annotation, biological process: cell surface receptor signaling pathway. Gene Ontology annotation, cellular component: membrane.
UGUCACCAGAGAGAGCUCGGAGCUUCAAAGAAGCAGUAGUGUCACUGAGGCCCGCAGCACAGCUGCGCAUAGAGGACUUUCAGCACUGCUCCCUUCUGUCCGAACAUCUAAACGCCUAACCUGGGACCUGACUUGGUGGGAUUGUUUCUGGUAAACUUCUUUUCCAGGUAACCAAGAGACUAAGACCAGAGAUAACCUCAAGAACAUCUGGAAAGGAAAUAUGGGGCAUCAGAAGAUUGGCGCAUUGGCUUUCUUCGUCUUAAUGCUCUCUCCUGCAGAGGCAACUGCACUGUACGACCCCAGAUUCUGCUACAUCCUAGAUAUCUUCCUGUUAUUCUACGGCAUCAUAAUCACAGUCUUGUUUCUACGUCAGAAAUUCUGCAGGCCCAAAGGCAAAGCAGAGACGGAGUCGGAUUAUCAAGACCUGAAGGGUGUCCGAUCCACCUAUGAUGGACUGAGACAGAGAGAUGCUGAGAGUGGACGAGCUCGCGGGGGUCGCAGAGACAUGGAGGACACAUAUACGCGUCUGCAGAAGAAGACAGAGGACACAUACAAAGAGAUCCAAGUGAAGAAAGACCGUCGUCAAAAUGACCAGGUGUACCAGGGUCUGAGCACCGCCACUAAAGACACCUACGAUUCACUGCACAUGCAGCCUCUGCCCCCACGUCGCUAACAGCAGCAGCUAUUAAGUAAAGUUCUGUUCUAACAGUUAUGAUGCAGUCCAUCCAAUAACUUGCAUUACUGAAGAAUGCAAGAGUCGGAUUUACGCGUUGUAUUCAUGUACAAUAGUCUCACUCCAUCUUGCAAAGUGCCAUUCAAAUUAGGCUGGUCUGAUGUUUUUGAUUUGAGCUGUUUGGUAUUCAGAGUGAACUGGAAAGCGUUUAAUAUGGUUAGAGAAUUUUAAACCUACUGUAAAUACAGUUUGACCAGUGAUACAAUUAUAAUACUCUUCACUCCGUGAUUUUUACAUUGUGUUUUCAAAUAUAAAACCUAUUCCAAUGUCCUUCUACAUUUCCAAAAACCUUAAAACAGGACCUAAAUGUACAUAGAAAAGCCACCAAGAUAGUUUAUUAUGCUCAAACUAACUCAAACUGUACAUGUUCCUAAGCACGGACACUCAUUAAUACACUUUUUUUUUGAAUGGCAUGUUUAUUUCCACACAUCUGUGCAGUAUUUCCCGAGGUAACAUUCUUACUUUCACGUGGUGGAUGGUUUGCCAUACGACAUAUGUGCUUACUAAAACUAGCAUAUGAGCUUGUUUCCAUCUAGCUAUAGACAUUUCUGUUUGCACAAACUAGCUACUGUAUGCUGUGAUAAGGGUCAUGAGCCGAUUUUAGCACAGACAGAACUACUUAUUUGGCUUUUGCUUAUAUAUAUUUUUAAAGAUUUUUUUAACUGAACUUAUACUGAGAAUAGCUAUACAUUCGCUGUUAAAUUGCUUUAUUUCUCCUUAUUUUGUUAUAUAAAAAUUCAUUCUCUUGUUGUGCUUUGUGGAUAAUUUUAGCAGUUAUACAGUGUAACCUGUGUAAACAGUGCUAUGGUAAUGCAUUUUCAUAAUAUUACAGACCUGCAAAAAGACAUUUUAAGAAAGACAGCAGACUACAAUACCAGACCAUUUCAUGAGCAAAAGUCUUAAAUAAGCCUUACUUGUGUGCAUUGUGUUGCUUUGUAAAGAUUUACCAGUUUUACUUAAAACAUAAUAAAAUGACUCGUUCCAUA